Ciona intestinalis (vase tunicate) is the source of this 1440-nucleotide messenger RNA. RefSeq names its product 2-acylglycerol O-acyltransferase 1. NCBI's taxonomy places the organism in Eukaryota, Metazoa, Chordata, Ascidiacea, Phlebobranchia, Cionidae. Gene Ontology annotation, cellular component: endoplasmic reticulum membrane. Gene Ontology annotation, molecular function: diacylglycerol O-acyltransferase activity. The record is from RefSeq and is a predicted model, not a curated record. Gene Ontology annotation, biological process: triglyceride biosynthetic process.
AAACAGCUGAGCUAAAUGUGCUGUACAGCAGCCAUAAAACGUUGAGAAAAUGUUUUGUGUUACGUCAAGUUACUCAUUAACUCAAUGUAAAGAUUGAUAUAGCCAGAGCAAAUUGUAGUUAAGUAGCGCAUAUACCCAACUUGGAAACUGCUAUAUAGUUGGUAAAGCGGAUUAGGAACCAUGUGGGAAUUCGCACCGCUUCGUAUUCCUAUGAUAAGAAGACUUCAAACGUUGGCUGUUUCUCAUUUUGUGUUCUGCUUUCUUGCCUUAGCUGCCACAUGCACUUUAUUGACUAUCUACAUUACUUUGUUCACUUCAUACUGGCCGAUCACCACCGCUUACCUUGUGUUCUUAUUCUUGGACCGAAACACCCCGGAAUCUGGUGGAAGAAGAAGCGAGUGGGUGAGAAAUUGGAGUCUCUGGAAAUGGAUGAGCGAUUACUUUCCUUGUACGUUGCACAAAACCGUUGACCUCGAUCCAAAAAGAAACUACAUAUUUGGCAUCCAUCCACAUGGGGUUUUGUGCAUCGGAUCUUUCACUCACUUCUCCACGAAUGGCUCCGGAUUUUCGCACGUUUUUCCGGGAUUUACAUCUUAUCUUACGAUGUUGCCUUUCUGGUUCAAAAUGCCCUUUUUUCGUGACUAUGUUAUGAGCGGCGGUUUGACUCCAGCCACAAGGAAAGCCAUCAAACACACAAUAACAAGGCCAGGUGGUGGGCAUAUAUGCUGCAUUAUACCUGGUGGUGCUCCAGAAUCUCUAAACGCACGGCCUGGAGAUGUUGUAUUGUUGCUGAAACAAAGACUUGGAUUUCUCAAGCUGGCAAUAACGAACGGAGUUCCUUUGGUUCCCGUGUUUUCAUUUGGCGAUCACGCGUUGUGGGAGCAGAAACCGAAUCCCCCCGGUUCCCUCAUCCGUAGGUUCCAAGAUAGCUCUCAGAAGUGGAUGCAAGUCGCUCUUCCCGUUUUCCACGCACGGGGUAUCUUUCAGUACAAUUUUGGACUAAUUCCGUACAGGCGUAGCGUCCAUACCGUAGUGGGCGAGCCCAUAGAAGUGCCACAGAACAGUAACCCGACAUCGGAGGACCUUAUGAGUUUGCAAGAGGAUUAUAUUAAUCGAUUGAGAGCAAUUUUUGACGAGCACAAGAGCAAAUAUCUCCCAGAAGAUUGCAAACUGAUCAUCAACUAAACUAAACUAAACUAUGCAACCAAAGCUUUUUAAAUUGAGUUAGUUAUAGUAGUGUGAAGUAAGAUAGAGCACCUUUAGCAAUAAUGCUGUCCAAAUUUCCUGGUUCAAACAAUUAAUAACGGACGGGAGUCGUGAUGAAACGGUUUUAGAAUACUUUAAGUGUUUUUGUUUACUACCAAAUGAAAAGAUAAGGUAGAAUAAAAGGGUGUCUCAUCUUCCCCCACCGUACUAUAUAUAUACACGAUCGAAUCAUUG